CUAAAGAGCUAUAUAAAAGUAAUUAUUAUUAUGUCAUUAGUAUCAUGAUCAUUAUUACCUGCCAUUGCUAAUUGUCUUCCAAAAAAAAAAAAAAAGAAUUCUGCAAGAGCAGAGCACCCUCUCUUGCUAUUACAAAUAUCUUCCCCUAUUAACUGCAUCUUGAUUUUUGUCUAAGUGACCCCUUUGCACUUACAGGUGACCAUGGCAUCUGAAGUGCCCAUGCAGGCCCCCAUAUGUCUGGUAGAAAACAAUAGUGGAGAGCUGGUGGUGAGCCAGAAAGCCCUGCGAAUUCUAACUUCUAUCACCAAGCCUGUGGUGGUGGUAGCUAUUGUUGGUCUGUAUCGUACUGGAAAAUCCUACCUGCUGAACAGACUGGCAGGAAGGAACAAAGGCUUCUCCCUUGGUUCCACUAUUCAAUCUCACACAAAGGGCAUCUGGAUGUGGUGCAUCGAUCACCCCACAGAACCUGACUAUACCAUAGUUCUGCUUGAUACCGAGGGCCUUGGUGAUGUGGAAAAGGGGGACUCCAAAAAUGAUUCAUGGAUCUUUGCUCUGGCCAUCCUGCUCAGCAGCACUUUUGUCUAUAACAGCAUGAAUACCAUUAACCACCAGGCUUUGGAAGAGAUGCAAUAUGUGACAGAACUGACUGAGCGAAUCAAGGUCAAGUCCUCAUUUAACCCUGAUGCAGAAGAAGACUCAGCAAAUUUUGUGAGUUUUUUCCCAGACUUUGUGUGGACUGUGCGAGAUUUUGCCCUGGACCUUGAGCUAGAUGGACAACCCAUCACCUCAGAUGAAUACUUGGAAAACGCCUUAAAACUAAGUAAAGGCAAGAACCCCAAAAGUCAAUUGACAAACCAUCCACGAGAAUGCAUCAGAAAAUUCUUUCCCAACCGAAAGUGUUUUACUUUUGAACGACCAACAUAUGAUAAGUCACUCUUAUCCCAUCUUGAAGAUGUCCACGACAGCCAACUGGACCCUAUGUUCAAGCAUCAAGCAGACCAGUUCUGCUUUCACAUCUUUUCCAAUGCAAAACCCAAGACCCUUAGUGGGGGUAUCAAGAUCAAUGGCAAUCGGUUGGGAAAUCUGUUGGAAGUCUAUGUGGAAACCAUCUCUGGUGGGGACAUUCCCUGCCUGGAGAAUGCAGUGUUGGCAUUGGCUGAGAUUGAGAACUCAGCUGCUGUGCAAAAAGCUACCAACCAUUACGUAGAGCAGAUGGUCCUCAAGGUGGACUUCCCCACAGAAACUCUCCAGGACCUGCUAAACCUACAUGCAGAUUGUGAGAAAGAAGCCAUCUCAAUUUUCAUGAAGGAUUCUUUCAAGGAUGACAUGCACUAUUUCCAAAAUGAAUUGGUGGAAAUCUUAGAAAACAAGAAGAAUGAAUUCAUAUGUCAAAAUGAGGAAAAAUCAAUCAAAUAUUGUCAAUCUAAGCUUUCCCACCUCUCUGAGACCCUGAGGGAAGCCAUUUCUCGAGGCACUUUCUCUGUGCCAGGAGGUUACAAUCUCUUCAGGGAAGAAAAAGAAAAAAUAUUGAACAAUUAUGAUAAAAUACCCAGGAAAGGGAUAAAGGCAGGCGAGGUUCUCCAAAAGUUUGAGGAGGAGAUGGCAGUGAUAGAAGAUUCUAUCCUGAAGACAGAUGAAGCUCUCACUGACCACGAGAAGACUUUGAAAGCUGAACAAAUCAAAAGAGAAACAGCCAAGAAGGAGCAGAAGUUAUUGGAACAGCAACAGAUGGAAAUGCAGCAAAAGAUGGAAGCUCAGAAGAGAAGUUAUGAAGAAAACAUAAAGCAAUUAAAAAUAAAGAUGGAGGAAGAAAGGAACCAGAUGAUGAGAGAACAGGAAAUGAUUCUGAAUCAUAAGCUAAAGGAACAAAAGAAGCUGAUUGAGGAAGGAUUUCAUGACAAAGCUGGAGAGAUGAAGAAAGAGAUAGAAGAGCUACAAACAAACAUUGAGACUGCUCAGAGUCAAAGGUCCUCCUGGUGGCCUCCAAUUUUAGAUACAGUUGGCACUGGAUUGAUGGUCCUUUUACCUGGGGCAGGAAAACUCCUUGGUUUAGGAAUAAAGGGAUUGGGCCAUGCUAUGUCCUAAUCAAAUGGGUUUUACUUUCUCAAAAGAAAUGUAUAGAAUAUAAUUUUCCACUUUAAAAAGUCCUGGGGAGGAGGGGGUCAGGAACAGCUAGGUAGCUCAGUGGAUAAAAAAGCCA
Molecule: messenger RNA, 2200 nt
Organism: Gracilinanus agilis (Agile Gracile Mouse Opossum)
Lineage: Eukaryota; Metazoa; Chordata; Mammalia; Didelphimorphia; Didelphidae
Product: guanylate-binding protein 4-like
Exons: 10
Coding region: 202-2085 (627 amino acids)
Biological process (GO): defense response to Gram-positive bacterium; defense response to protozoan
Molecular function (GO): GTPase activity; GTP binding
Source: RefSeq, a predicted model, not a curated record